UUUUAUCUAAAGAAUAAAAGAAAUUCUUCAAUGUUUUUUUUUUUAAAUUUUUUCUUUUUCCAUUUUUUUUUCUAAUUUUCUUUAAUGAAAGAAAUGAAGCAGCAGUGACAUAGGAAGUGAAGAAGAGAAGCUGUUCAUUUUCUCAGAACUCUCACCUUCUAGCUUAAGAAAACCCAAAAUAUAAAUCUAAUUGAGAUUAAUUACUAAUACUAAUACUUUUUCAUUUUUGAACAUAUAUCAAAGAAGCAUUUCUUCUUUUCCCGGUAGAUCUGUAUAAAUCUCUCUCCUUCUUAUUGAUUUAUUGGGACUCGUAUGGAUUUUUGAACUGUUGGAUUCUUAUCGAAUGAAAGCAUGUGUUGUGAAUCCAAGCAGUUAAAUCCGAAUUCGACUCCUAUAACAUCAAGCACUUGCUUUUGAAGAUAGCGGAUAUCCUUCUAGAGAGAUGAAUCAUUUGACGUUAGUGACUGAUGAUACUUUUGCAAGCUUGCUUGAGCUUGCUGCUAAUAAUGAUGUUGAGGGCUUUAAACGAUGGAUCGAGCACGAUCCUUUCAGUGUGGAUGAGGUUGGAUUAUGGUAUGGUCGUCAAAAAGGCUCGAAACAGAUGGUUAAUGAGGAGAGAACUCCAUUGAUGGUUGCUUCUACCUAUGGUAGCAUUGACGUUAUUAAGCUGAUCAUUUCAUCUUCGGAUGCUGAUGUUAACCGUGUGUGUGGCCGAGACAAAAGCACUGCCCUUCAUUGUGCUGCCUCUGGUGGGGCUGAUAAUGUUAUCGAUGUCGUGAAGCUGCUUUUAGCGGCUGGUGCUGAUGUUAAUAUGGUUGACGCAAAUGGUCAUCCUCCUGUUGAUGUUAUUGUUGUUCCUCCGAAGCUUCGAGAUGUGAAAUUAACUCUUGAAAAACUCCUUGCAACUGAGAGUUCCUGUUUUGAUUCAAGGGUUGCAGCUGUUGCGAAUUCUGAUUCCCCUCCUCUGUCACCUUCACAGGAAAACGGGUCAUUGUUUUCUGGUUCUGAUUCCCCGAUUAAGUCGAGGCCAAGUGAUGCUCCUAUUUCUUCGGUGUCAGAGAAGAAGGAAUACCCAAUUGAUCCAUCUCUUCCGGACAUCAAGAACAGCAUCUAUUCAACCGAUGAGCUCCGAAUGUAUUCUUUCAAGGUGCGGCCUUGUUCGCGUGCCUACUCCCAUGAUUGGACUGAGUGCCCGUUUGUUCACCCUGGGGAGAAUGCUCGAAGAAGGGAUCCUAGGAAGUUCCAUUACAGUUGUGUUCCUUGCCCCGAUUUUCGCAAGGGGGCAUGUAGGCGCGGAGAUAUGUGUGAAUAUGCUCAUGGUGUUUUCGAAUGCUGGCUACACCCUGCUCAGUAUCGGACCCGGUUGUGCAAGGAUGGUACUAGUUGUGCAAGGAGAGUCUGCUUCUUUGCUCACACAGCUGACGAACUCCGGCCUCUUUAUGUCUCCACUGGUUCCGCUGUUCCAUCUCCUCGAUCUAGUGCUUCAGGUGCUACAGCUAUGGAUUUUGCUGCUGCCAUGAGUCUCUUGCCUGGAUCACCUUCUUCUGUAUCUGUUAUGUCACCGUCUCCGUUCACUCCACCAAUGUCUCCGUCUGUGAAUGGCAUGCCUCAUUCUAAUGUUGGCUGGCCACAGCCUAAUGUCCCAGCACUGCAUCUUCCUGGAAGCAACCUUCAAUCUAGUCGCCUGCGAUCUUCUCUUAAUGCGAGAGACAUUCAAGCGGAAGACUUCAAUUUGCUGCCCGAUUUUGAUUUGCAGCAACAUCAGCUGAUAAAUGAGUUAUCCAGCCUUACUCAGCCAUCAAUGAGUUCAAGUUCUUUUAACCGAUCUGGUCGAAUGAAGACCCUGACCCCAUCAAACCUCGAUGAUCUCUUUUCAGCUGAGAGCUCAUCUCCGCGUUACUCCGAUCAAGCUUUGGCUGCUGCUGUUUUCUCUCCAACCCAUAAGUCUGCCGUUCUGAAUCAAUUUCAGCAACAGCAAAGUAUGCUAUCACCUAUUAAUACAAAUUACUCUCCUAAAAGUAUUGAGCAUCCUCUCUUGCAGGCUUCUCUAUCCGGUAGGAUGUCUUCUCGAAAUGUUGAGCCUAUCUCACCGAUGAGCUCGCGAGUUUCAAUGUUAGCUCAAUGGGAGAAGCAGCAAGAAUUUCGCAGCCUAAGCUCUAGGGAGCUUGGCUCUGGCUUGGCUGCCAUUGUUGGUUCCCCGGUCAAUUCAUGGUCGAAAUGGGGAUCUUCCAAUGGGAAGCCAGACUGGGCUGUCAAUGCCGAUGGGGUAGGCAAGCAUCGCAGAUCCUCCUCGUUUGAGCAUGGUAAUGGAGACGAGCCCGAUUUAUCAUGGGUUCAGUCUCUUGUAAAAGAGUCUCCCACUGAGAUCAAAGACAAAAUAGCAGCACCGGUCUCAGGUGAGGGUUCUAGCAGGAACUCAGAUACCGUUGAUAAUGCCAUGCUGGGAGCUUGGCUUGAGCAAAUGCAGCUUGAUCAACUUGUGGCUCAGCAAAACUGAAACUGUUUUCGAUGAGCCCUCCUGAGGUAGAGACAACAAAAAAAGGUUUUGGUAAAUAACAUCUGCAUUUUUUCUUCGGAUUUUCGGAUUCUGUUGGUGAUUUAGUGUUGAAGGUAAAGAGGAACAAGGUGAAGGCAAAGAGAUUGAGGUCAGUUUGACAAAAGGAAGCUUCAAUUUUCAUUUAUUAUUAUUAUUAUUACAACAAAAGAGUUGGAACAGGAUGAGAAUAAUAUCCAUCAUGUUUAAAGAAAUUGACCAGUUUUUUUCUUUUCAUUAUAAUUUUUCUUCCAAUAUUUCUAAAUUAGAUUUCCGUUGCUGCCAUCUCAAAAUUUAUGAUACUUCGAUGAUGGUGGUGGUGGUGGUGAUGAUGAUGAUGAUGUAACCUUCAACUGAAGUUGGUUGCUUAAUUUCUAUUCCAAAUAGCUUCGUUUUUA
Gossypium raimondii (Peruvian cotton) is the source of this 2931-nucleotide messenger RNA. Its product is annotated as zinc finger CCCH domain-containing protein 30. Gene Ontology annotation, molecular function: metal ion binding; protein binding. Bases 443 to 2497 code for a protein of 684 amino acids. The record is from RefSeq and is a predicted model, not a curated record. The transcript is spliced from 2 exons. NCBI's taxonomy places the organism in Eukaryota, Viridiplantae, Streptophyta, Magnoliopsida, Malvales, Malvaceae.